This is a messenger RNA of Polychytrium aggregatum, 1628 nucleotides long. RefSeq names its product kinase-like domain-containing protein. NCBI's taxonomy places the organism in Eukaryota, Fungi, Chytridiomycota, Chytridiomycetes, Polychytriales. The coding region runs from base 119 to 1453 and encodes 444 amino acids. The record is from RefSeq and is a predicted model, not a curated record. Gene Ontology annotation, biological process: protein phosphorylation. Gene Ontology annotation, molecular function: ATP binding; protein kinase activity. The transcript has a single exon.
UCGCUCCAUCACUCCAUCACCCCUUCACUCCUUCACUCCAUCACCCCUUCACUCCUUCACUCCUUCACCCCUUCACUCCUUCACUCCUUCACUCCUUCCAGCAUCCAUACCUCGCAACAUGGCAAGCAGAGCCAUUAUCCGCCCCGCUCCCGAGCGUCCGUCCUGGUACAUAUCGCCCAGGGACAUCACCGACCGCUCAGCCAACCCCAUCGGCCGCGGUGGCUUUGGCGAGGUCUUCACUGGCACAUACUUUGGCUCCAAGGUCGCCAUCAAGCAGCUCCUUGGAAACUACAACAACCGGGAGCUCGCUGACUACAACCAUGAGAUCGAUAUCUGGAAGCAGCUCAGCCACCCACACAUCCUCCCCCUGCUCGGUGCCUGCGACAAAGACGAUGACGGCAACCCGAUUCCUCCCUUCAUGGUCUCGCCGUUCAUGCCCAACGGCACCCUUCGCAACCAUGUUGCCAACAACAAUGUCCCACUCGAGGAGAAGCUCCGUCUCCUCUUCCAAGCUGCAUCGGCUCUGGCAUACCUCCAUUCCCGCCGCCGCAUCAUCCACGGCGAUCUCAAGGCCCUGAACAUCCUCCUGGACGGCUUGAACAACGCCGUCGUCACCGACUUUGGCAUGUCCCGCACCAAGCACACCUCUGCCUCGCUGGACCGCAACCGAUCCAUGGGCCCGACCGGCGGUACCGACGGUUACAUUGCACCCGAGAUGCUGGACGACGAUGAUCCCAGCGGAUCCACCAUGAAGACCGACGUCUACGCCUUCGCCAUCACAAUGUAUGAGGUCCUCAACGAUGCCAAACCCGUCUGGGUCACCAACAACGGACAAGCCAUGCUCAACCGAGCUAUUGAACGCAUUUCAUGCAACGGCAAGCGCCCCAAGCGUCUCGAUGGCAUCCCCGACGAUAUCUGGGCCCUCAUCAAACGCUGCUGGGCCCAAGAUCCCGCCGCCCGUCCUGCCUUCCCCGACAUCCUUGCCGUCCUCCAGCCACACAACCGAGCUACUGUCCCUGCCAUUCCCACUCCCGCCGCCGCCAAGACCCCUCCUGUCAGUCAGGUUGUUGGUCAUUUCACCACUCUCAGCGUGAACAGCCAGCCCCCGUCCCAGUCCAGUCAACCCGACGAGCUCAAGUUUGACGGCAUCGAAUCGGCCACUCGUCUCCCUACCUCCAUCGUCUCCCUACCUCCAUCGUCUCCCGCGCCAAGCAAGGUGAUCCCGAUGCCUGUCUCGAUGCUGCCAAGUUGGUCUCAGUGGGUCUCCCUGUCCGCCACCAAGAUUGGAAGCUCGCCGCCCAGCUCUACAGGGCCGCUGCCGACCGCGGCAGCCUCGAAGCAUCCUUCCAGCUGGCCUGGCUCACAUUCCUGGGCGAGGGGAUGGCCAAGAACGACCGCGGUGCCUUCGUGCUUUGGCAGGAAGUCAGCACCAAGUCAACUGACACUGUCCUGAAACCCAUCGCGACCCACAUGGUCGGUUGGAUGCACUACCUCGGCCGGGGGUACCCAGCAGGACAAGCAAAAGGGCACCAAGAUCAUACGCAACAACAAAUCCAAUGUGUUCGGCCUUGGGGAGGACGAAUGUCUGGUAGCUGGGGCCAUGUCUUCGUCCGACUCAUCCGCCGCCC